UGCAUUUGACUUAUGCAAAAUGUCUUCCAUGGAGAAAAACAGAUCAAUUUUUUUCCCCUUACAGGGACAGCGACAAAAAAAGCUAGAGGCCAAAAAAAUUCGAGAGGCGAUAGAAGAAGAGGAGCGGAAACAAAUUGACAUAGAAGAAGCAAAAUACCAGGCUCAGAUACGGAAGGAGGCCAUUGAGAAAGCAAAAGCCCAGCAGUACUACCAGACCGACAGAGUGAAAGGCUUCCAUAGUGCUCUGCUGCUGGCGGAGGUUCUGAAGGAAAGAGAGGCUCAGAUCGAACUAAAACGCAUGAAGCAAAAUUCCAGCAAGGACAUAGACAGAGAUAUCUUGGCCGAAAUGGCUUGCAGAGAAGAACAGGCCCUCCAGCAGGAGCAGCAGAAAGCCAUACAGAGGAAACAAGACCAGCUGGCCACCGCUGAGAGCGUGAAACAACAGAUGAAGGAUCAUGACAUGAAGAAAGAGCAGGAGAGGCAGGAGGUCCAACGUGAGGCUGAAGAAAUUGAGCGACUCCGAGAUCUUCAUCUGUGGGAACAGUCCAUGACUGAGUGCAAGAAACAGGAAGAGAAGAGAAGCGCGAUGAAGGGUCAUCAGGACUAUAUGACCAACAGAGAGCUGAUGAAAGCAACAGAGGCUCAGAGGCAGGAGGAAGAGGAGGAGAAACGGAAGCAGCUCGCCAAGCAAAAAGAAAAAGUCAUGAAAAUGAGGAAAGAGAAGCAAGAGGAAAUAUUUAG
Sinocyclocheilus rhinocerous is the source of this 741-nucleotide messenger RNA. RefSeq names its product coiled-coil domain-containing protein 173-like. Lineage: Eukaryota; Metazoa; Chordata; Actinopteri; Cypriniformes; Cyprinidae. The transcript has 4 exons. The annotation marks the transcript as partial. The record is from RefSeq and is a predicted model, not a curated record. Gene Ontology annotation, cellular component: axonemal microtubule.